Quercus lobata is the source of this 1866-nucleotide messenger RNA. RefSeq names its product auxin transporter-like protein 5. NCBI's taxonomy places the organism in Eukaryota, Viridiplantae, Streptophyta, Magnoliopsida, Fagales, Fagaceae. Bases 160 to 1632 code for a protein of 490 amino acids. The transcript has 8 exons. The record is from RefSeq and is a predicted model, not a curated record.
UCUCUCUUCACCCUCAUUUCGAAUCUCAAACUCAAACUCAAACUCAGUUCCUCAUUGCAUUGAAUCUCCCACUUUAUAUACAUUCACUUGCUAGAGACAAAGAAGAAAGAAAAAGCAGUAUUGUAAAAGAGUGUGAGUGAAAAGAGAGUGAAAGUUGUAAUGGCAUCGGAUAAGGUGGUGGAGACUGUGAUAGUAGGGAAUUAUGUCGAAAUGGAGACUGAAGGCAAGCCCAAGAGUGUGAAAAACAAGCUUUCUAACUUCUUUUGGCAUGGUGGUUCCGCUUAUGAUGCCUGGUUUAGCUGCGCUUCAAACCAGGUGGCUCAAGUUCUGCUUACUUUGCCAUACUCAUUUUCUCAGCUGGGAAUGCUAUCUGGCAUACUUUUUCAGCUCUUUUACGGGUUGCUAGGUAGCUGGACAGCAUAUCUCAUUAGCGUGCUCUAUGUAGAAUACAGAACCAGAAAAGAAAGAGAAAAAGUUGAUUUCAGAAACCAUGUCAUCCAGUGGUUUGAGGUACUUGAUGGACUCCUUGGAAAACACUGGAGGAACGUGGGGUUAGCAUUUAACUGCACUUUCCUUCUGUUUGGAUCUGUCAUUCAACUCAUAGCUUGUGCAAGCAACAUAUAUUACAUAAAUGAUAAUCUGGACAAGAGAACUUGGACUUACAUCUUCGGAGCUUGUUGUGCCACCACUGUCUUUAUUCCUUCGUUUCACAACUAUAGAAUCUGGUCCUUUUUAGGCCUCGUAAUGACCACCUACACUGCUUGGUACCUCACCAUUGCCUCAUACCUCCAUGGUCAGGUUGAGGGUGUUAAGCAUUCUGGUCCAACCAAGCUGGUACUAUACUUCACAGGGGCCACAAACAUUCUCUACACAUUUGGGGGACAUGCUGUUACAGUGGAGAUCAUGCACGCAAUGUGGAAGCCUCAGAAGUUCAAGGCCAUAUACUUAUUUGCUACCCUGUAUGUGCUGACACUGACACUUCCAUCUGCCACAGCUGUGUAUUGGGCAUUUGGAGACUUGCUUCUAAACCACUCCAAUGCUUUUUCUCUGCUCCCAAAAUCACCCUUCAGAGACAUGGCUGUCAUUCUAAUGCUCAUCCACCAGUUUAUUACAUUUGGGUUUGCAUGCACACCCUUAUACUUUGUGUGGGAAAAAGCCAUAGGGAUGCAUGAGUGCAAGAGCCUAUGCAAGCGUGCAGCAGCAAGAUUGCCUGUGGUCAUCCCCAUUUGGUUCUUGGCCAUAAUCUUUCCUUUCUUUGGGCCCAUCAACUCCACCGUUGGAUCUCUUCUUGUUAGCUUCACAGUCUACAUCAUCCCUGCUCUGGCCCACAUCUUCACCUUCAAAUCAGCCUCAGCUCGUGAGAAUGCAGUGGAGCAGCCACCAAAGUUCGUAGGGAGGUGGAUUGGAACAUACACUAUCAAUGUGUUUGUGGUAGUGUGGGUCUUUGUUGUAGGGUUUGGAUUUGGAGGGUGGGCAAGUGUGACAAAUUUCGUGCACCAGAUUGACACAUUUGGGCUCUUCACAAAGUGUUUCCAAUGCCCUCCUGCAACUCUACCACCAAGUUCAGCACCUCAUCUUCUCAAUGCCACAGCACCUACUCCUCUCAACCACACUCACCUUCACCACCCCUGAAGAUUUGUUGUCCAGAACAACUUCUGCUGAGUUUCCCUCUAAAGGCUUCACAUAUGAUUAGAAUCACUAGCUACCUAAACGCUAUGAUCAUGUUAUAUCAUUGCAUGUUUGGUUUGUUAGAGACAAUAUAGGGCAGAGGAGAUAAAUGUGGAAUUUGAAUUAGACCCAGCAAGGCAGCAAUAUAUGUAUUUGGCUAAUAGCCAUUUCCAUCCAUAAAAGCAUCUUUCUCUGUCU